CGCAUGCGUGUAGGUAGUCGACGCCGCCGGGUGCGAGCCCGUCGCAAGAUGGCGGCGGCCAUGCUGGGCCACAGAGUUCUGUUUGCGCAGCGGGCGGCGGUAGCGGCUCGGGCAGUGGCGGAGUCGGCUACGGCGCCUGAGGCCGAGGCAGCGGAUCCCUUGCAGCUCCAGCGCCGGCUGCGCUAAGCGGCAGCCUUCCUUCCUUCCGUACCCGGCCCGCUCGCAGCAGGCCGGCCCUCCUCGUUUCCCUGUCCCUGCCCUGCUCUCCUCCCUUGGUGCCCGCCUCCCUGCCCUGCCCAGCCAGCUGGCCCCCGGAAUGGAGGUGUCCGGGGGCCCCGGUAUGGCGGGGCCCAGCAACGUCCCUGCCUUCCUGACCAAGCUGUGGACCCUAGUGAGCGAUCCGGAGACAGACCCGCUGAUCUGCUGGAGCCCGAGUGGGAAUAGCUUCCAUGUUUUUGACCAAGGCCAGUUUGCCAAGGAGGUGCUGCCAAAGUACUUCAAGCACAACAACAUGGCCAGCUUCGUUCGGCAACUCAAUAUGUAUGGUUUUCGGAAGGUUGUCCACAUUGAACAAGGUGGCCUGGUGAAGCCAGAGAAAGAUGACACAGAGUUUCAGCACCCGUUCUUUAUCCGGGGCCAAGAGCAGCUCUUGGAGAACAUCAAGAGGAAAGUGACCAGUGUCUCCAGCAUAAAGCAUGAGGAUAUAAAGGUCCGACAGGACAACGUCACCAAGCUGCUAACGGAUGUUCAGAUGAUGAAGGGCAAACAGGAGAGUAUGGACUCAAAGCUCAUGGCCAUGAAACAUGAGAAUGAAGCCCUGUGGAGAGAGGUUGCCAGCCUUCGGCAGAAGCAUGCCCAACAGCAAAAAGUAGUCAACAAGCUGAUCCAGUUCCUGAUCUCUCUUGUCCAGUCAAACCGGAUCCUGGGGGUGAAGAGGAAGAUCCCCCUGAUGUUGAAUGAUAGCAGCUCGGCACAUUCCAUGCCCAAGUACAGCCGCCAGUACUCCUUAGAGCAUGUCCAUGGCUCCUCUCCCUACACGGCUUCUUCCCCAACCUAUAGUGGCUCCAACCUAUACUCCUCAGACUCCGCAGCCAAUAGUGGACCCAUCAUUUCAGAUGUCACAGAGCUGGCCCAAUCCAGCCCCUCGGCCUCCCCCAGUGGCAGCGUGGAUGAGAGGAUCAGCCCAAUGAUACGAAUCAAGGAGGAGCCCCCCAGCCCACCACGAAGCCCCCAGAUCGAGGAGACCAGUCCAGGCCACCCCCCCUCGGUGGUGGAGACUCCCCUGUCCCCUUGCACCUUCAUCGACUCCAUUCUUCAGGAGAGUGAGCCCAGCGCUGCCGCCUCUGUUUCUGGCACUGUGGGUGGGGCCAUCUCCUCUCCACCUCCAGGUCCCCUCCAGACUCCCGAGAAGUGCCUCAGCGUAGCCUGCCUCGACAAUUUGACUCGCACUCCACAGAUGUCUGAGGUCGCCCGCCUCUUCCCCAGCCCUGCCUCUUCCUCUCUGCAUUGCCGAUCACAGCCAGGAAAUGAGCUUAGUGAGCACCUGGAUACCAUGGACUCCAACCUGGACAACCUACAGACCAUGCUAACCACCCACGGCUUCAGUGUAGAUACCAGCGCCCUACUAGAUCUCUUUAGCCCCUCAGUGUCCGUGACAGACAUGAGCCUGCCUGACCUGGACAGCAGCCUGGCCAGUCCCCUCACUCCCCACCCCCUACAGAUCCAGGACCUCCUCUCCUCCCAGGAGCAACCAAAGCCUCUGGAGACUGAGACAGGUGGUGCAGACUCAGGGAAUGGCCCUCUGGGCAGGGGAAAUGAUGUUAAAACAAAACAUAUCAACAAAAAAAUUUUUUUUUUUAAAGAAUGAGGGACACCUGAGCAAAGAGAUGGAAGAUGAAAGGAAUGGAAUGAUUGCUGUGGCAGGCUCCUAGAGGAGAUAGGAAAGGAAGGAAGGGAUUCAAAGAUACAAGUAAAGGGGUUGUCCUUGUCAAGAAGUGUCUAUCUCUUCCUCAGACUGGAACAAAGGAGAAGAGGAGGAGUGAAGAUGUGGAUGGGAUUUGGAGGAAUGGAGUAAGGCAGAUUUUUGUAGUAAAGUAGAAGACAAGGUCAUGCAAUAAAAAUCCAUCAACAAGGAUUACUCAAAAACAUACUAUGUGGCAGGCUCUCUGUUAAGACACUAGGGAUGCAAGCACUAUUAAACAAUUCCUGCUCACAAGGAGUUGAUAUCCUAAUGGGAAAGACAAGUACAUGUAUAAAUAUAUGCAGCAUAAAGAUAAAGAGAAUGCAAAAAUACAUUUUAUAUAUGCAUAUUAAUUAAAGGGUAGUGUGGAGAGAAGGUACUUACUAGCAACCAGGGGGAAUCAGAAAAGCUUCAUGUGAAGAUAGUGCUUGGACUGAAUCUUAAAGAAAGGGAUGGAGGCAGAGGUGAGGAGGAAAUGCAUUUCAGGAAUGGAGGAGAGCCAGUGUAAAUGCACUGAUCUGUGAGAUGUAGUGUUUUAUGUAAGAAACAGAGGUCAGUUGGCUGGAUCACAGUGUAAGAGGGGAAAAAAUGUAGAAAGAGGCUGCAAAUAUAGGUUGGAGCCAUGUUGAAAAGAGCUUUAACAGUGAAAUAAAAAAUAUUUUGUGCUAGAGACAACAAGAACCCACUGGAAUUUACUGAGUAAGGGAGCUACAUGGUCAAGACCUCUGAGUAUAAGAAAAAUCACUUUGGCAGGGAGCAGAGUAUAGCAAUCUGAUUACGGGGAUAUCAGGACGCUGUUGCAGUAAUCCAAAUGAGAGGUGCUGAGGACCUGAACUAAGUAGUAGCUAUAACAUCAACAGAGAGAAGGGGUGAGUUGAAAGUGACCUGGUUGAGGUAGAGAUGGCAAGACUUGCCAAUUGAUUGGCUCUGUGAGAUAAGGGGGUAUGAGGAGUUGAGGAUAAUGCCAGAGUUAUGAACUUGGAAGACUGAAAGUAUGGUGGUACCUUCUCCAGAAAAAGGGAAGUUUGGAGGAGGGGGAAAGAUAACGAGUUGUUUCAGACAUGCUGAGAUUGAGAUGUCCCUGGGAAAUCAUGUUUGAAAUUUCUAAUUGGCAACUGGUGAUGCAGAACUGAAGCUCGGUGAAGAGAGAAGCAAAUCUGCGAGUCAUCUGCAUAGAGAUAACUAAAUAACGAAACCCACGGUUGCUUAUGUCACUGCAAGAGAAAAGGGCCUAAAACUGAGCUCUGGGUAACACCCAUAGUUAGGGUAUAGGAAAACCACCGAGAAGGAAAGGACAUAGGUUCUGGGGUCAGAUGACACAAUCUGUUAUCUCAAGAGUGUGGGGCAGACCUACACUGGAGAUGAAUUUCAUUUAGUGAUAGGACUUGUGAGCCAGUCUGAAAUGCUAGAAUCCCUACCUUGCUUUGUCACUGAGGUCCCUAGCCCAGUUCUCAGUUGAGUCAGGUUUAAGUUACUUCCUGGUGAGUCACUCAAAAAGCAUUUAUUAAGCACUAACCAAGUGCAAGUGCUUGCAACACAAAGAAAGUUCCAUAGGUUCCCAACAUUUGGAACGAUUGGGGGGGCGAGGGGGCGGUAGCAGCCUCAGGUACACCAGGGAGGUGUUGAAUAAAAAUAAGGGUUAACCUAACCUAACCCCAGGGGGGCACUGAGUAAUUUUUUUUAAAAGGGGGAGGUAGGCCAAUCAGUUUGGGAACCUCUGGGCCAUAAACAGUCCAGGCCCUAAAAGAGCUUCCAGUCCAAUGAGGGAGACAACAUGCAAACAGGUACCUAUGAGACACCUCCAAGGGGCAGCUAGGUG
Phascolarctos cinereus (koala) is the source of this 3779-nucleotide messenger RNA. The record is from RefSeq and is a predicted model, not a curated record. Lineage: Eukaryota; Metazoa; Chordata; Mammalia; Diprotodontia; Phascolarctidae.